AUGAAGCAAAUGAUGGAGAUUGAAUUCACAAAGCAUUGUGUAGCCAUUAGUUUGAUGAUGAUUCUAACUUGUUCAACUACAGCAGUAUCAUCACCUCAUGUGACCGCGAUGUUUGCCUUUGGCGACUCACUGACUGAUCCCGGCAACAACAACUACUUGAGCUCAUUGGCGAAGGCCAACUACGUCCCUUAUGGAGUCGAUUUCUGGACGCCUUCCGGAAGAUUCUGCAAUGGCAAGACUUUUGUAGAUUAUAUUGGACAGUUGUUGGGGCUUCCUAUUCUGCUGCCUUACACAAGUCCUUUUGCAACCGGAACGAAUGUUGUUCGAGGAGUGAACUAUGCAUCAGCUGCAGGAGGGAUUCUUGAAGACACGGGGCGACAUCUUGGUGAGAGAUUCAGCUUGUCUGCACAAGUUGUCAACUUCGAGAGCACGUUGAGUGAGCUGCGAAGCCAAAUGGGAGACGAAGAAAUCGUCAAUUAUUUGGCUAAGGCAAUAGUUGUGAUGUCUCUAGGCAGCAAUGACUAUAUAAAUAACUAUAUGCUGCCUUCAUUCUAUUCAAGCAGCUACAUCUACGCUCCUAAAGACUUCGCGGAUCUUCUCAUUAAUAGCUACACAAGGCAGAUUUUGGCGCUGCGCAGCUUAGGCCUCCGGAAAUUUCUGCUGGGAGGCGUUGGACCCCUCGGAUGCAUCCCUAAUCAGCUGGCUGGGGGCACUGCUUCAACAGGAAAGUGCGUUGCUUAUGCAAACAACGUAGCAGCCAUCUUCAACGAGAGACUGAAGUCUCUCGUUGAUGAUCUAAACACCAAGUAUAAUAAUAAUGAUAGUAGAACUAUAUUUGCCUAUGGUAAUACAUUAGGAGCAACUCUUGACAUUCUCAACAAUGCCAACACUUAUGGAUUUAAUGUGACAGACAGAGGGUGUUGUGGGAUAGGGAGAAACCGGGGACAGAUAACGUGCCUCCCGUUCUCUGUCCCUUGCGACAACAGAAAGGAGCAUAUUUUCUGGGACGCCUUUCAUCCAACAGAAGCGGUGAAUCGGAUUCUGGCUCAACGCGCGUAUUCCGGCUCCCCCUCCGAUUGCCAUCCACUCAAUAUACAGCAGAUGGCUCUUAUCUAACAAACUUUUUAAAUUAACAUACCAUCAUAGUAAUAUGCAUCUUAAAUAUAUCUGUGAGUUUGAAUAAAGUCUUCUGUAAUUCUGUUGUGGGAUAUCUGCUUAUAUAAAUAAAGAUAUAGUAGUACUAAAAUGGACUAAACAAUACACAUACAACUCAAUGUUUUUUCAGAAAAAUUGAUGAUCAUAGCCAGGGGCGGAGGGAGGGUGGGGCCAGGGGGCCCAUGGUCCCCCCACUAAUUCUUAAAAAACUUAGGGGUAUUUUAGUAAUUUCACAAUAAUUAUAAUUUAUAAUAAAUAUAA
Salvia splendens (bonfire salvia) is the source of this 1416-nucleotide messenger RNA. RefSeq names its product GDSL esterase/lipase At5g08460. The coding region runs from base 1 to 1116 and encodes 371 amino acids. The transcript is spliced from 6 exons. NCBI's taxonomy places the organism in Eukaryota, Viridiplantae, Streptophyta, Magnoliopsida, Lamiales, Lamiaceae. The record is from RefSeq and is a predicted model, not a curated record. Gene Ontology annotation, molecular function: hydrolase activity, acting on ester bonds.